Maniola jurtina (meadow brown) is the source of this 3028-nucleotide messenger RNA. RefSeq names its product ATP-binding cassette sub-family F member 3. Gene Ontology annotation, molecular function: ATP binding; ATP hydrolysis activity. Lineage: Eukaryota; Metazoa; Arthropoda; Insecta; Lepidoptera; Nymphalidae. The transcript has 12 exons. The record is from RefSeq and is a predicted model, not a curated record. The coding region runs from base 117 to 2234 and encodes 705 amino acids.
GGGUGGUCUAUGGUCCAUUGACGUGACAUCGGGUGAUAUUUACCUAUUUUUCGCGUAAAAUAAAUGAUAGAAUUAAUUUAAUCUUCUUGGUUUAAACCAAGUUACUUGCAAUAAUAAUGGCUAGCUUCGGUGAUUUUAUUAAAAGUCAGUUUCCUCUAAUUGAUGAAGAGUUAAAAAAAUAUGUUGAAGACAUAUUGGACAAUAGUGCCGGAGAAUUCGAAGAUACGGAAGAAGUGUACGAAGCGGUAGGAGAAAUUUUACAAGGAAUAUCUAAAAAAUCAGAAGAUGAUAUCAGAGAUAUAUGUGAGCAACUAUUAAACAUGCUACAACCAGAGAAAUCAAGUUACACAAAUGGACCAAGAAAAGUUCUGGAUGCACCAAUUCAUUUGGCAUCAAUGACAAAUAAUGUUCCGGAAACAGAGGAUCUUAAGAGUAUAUGGCUUCAAACAAGGGAUGAUAGUUUAAAAGUAGAUGCAAGAAAAUUAGAAAAAGCAGAAGCAAAACUGCAACAAAAACAGCAAAAGCAGAAAGAUGCGAAAGUCCCAGUUGUUGCUCCAGUAUUACAAACUGCUACUGCAUCGCAGGUCACCUCAAAGAAGGAUAGCAAGCUUGAAGCUAAAGGCACUAACAGAACUCAAGAUAUAAGGAUAGAAAACUUUGAUAUAGCUUAUGGGGACAGGGUGUUAUUACAAGGUGCCGAUUUAGUUCUUGCAUUUGGCAGACGAUAUGGUUUAGUAGGACGAAAUGGUUUAGGCAAGACCACGUUGCUGCGCAUGAUCAUGAGUAAACAGCUCAAAAUACCUUCACACAUCUCCAUAUUGCACGUGGAACAAGAGGUGACCGGCGAUGAUACAAUCGCGUUGCAGAGUGUUCUAGAAUGUGACACGAUUAGAGAAAAUUUAAUAAAAAGGGAGAAGGAAAUUACAGCGGCUAUCAAUAGUGGAUCAACAGACCCAAACCUGUCGACGGAGCUUAGUGAGGUGUACGCACAGUUGGAGAACAUAGAGGCGGACAAGGCCCCCGCGCGAGCCUCCAUCAUCCUUAGUGGGUUGGGUUUCACGCCAGAGAUGCAGGCACGAGCCACCAGGACCUUCUCCGGUGGAUGGCGGAUGAGGCUGGCGCUCGCGAGGGCUUUGUUUUCCAAACCAGACCUUCUGUUACUCGACGAGCCCACUAACAUGUUGGACAUCAAGGCAAUCAUCUGGCUGGAGAACUACCUGCAGAACUGGCCAACCACGCUGCUCGUGGUGUCGCACGACCGCAACUUCCUCGACACCGUUCCCACCGACAUCAUGCAUCUGCACUCGCAGAGACUCGACACAUACAGGGGAAACUAUGAACAGUUCCAUAAAACCAAGACGGAAAAACAUAAGAACCAGCAGCGUGAGUACGAGGCACAACAACAACACCGCGCGCACACCCAGGAGUUCAUUGAUCGCUUCCGUUACAACGCCAACCGCGCCUCCUCCGUACAGAGCAAGCUCAAAAUGUUGGAGAAAUUACCAGAACUGAAACCGGUUGAGAAAGAAAUAGACGUGGUCCUCCGGUUUCCAGAGACUGAACCUCUCUCACCUCCAAUAUUGCAACUGAACGAAGUCGGAUUCUAUUAUUCAAAGGACAAGGUCAUAUUCGACAAUGUUAAUCUAGGAGCCACAUUGGAGUCUAGGAUAUGUAUAGUCGGUGACAACGGCGCAGGAAAGACGACGCUACUGAAGAUCAUAAUGGGCAUCCUGUCGCCUACCAGUGGCAUCCGGAACGUGCACCGCGGUCUCAAGUUCGGUUACUUCUCGCAGCACCACAUCGACCAGCUCGACAUGAACGUCAAUUCCGUGGAGUUACUGCAGAAGAGCUAUCCAGGUAAAACCGUGGAGGAAUACAGAAGACAACUGGGCAGCUUCGGCGUGAGCGGCGAUCUGGCGUUACAGACCGUGGCCAGCUUGUCCGGAGGUCAAAAGUCCAGGGUGGCCUUCGCGAGAAUGUGCAUGGGCAACCCUAACUUCCUCGUACUGGACGAGCCUACUAACCAUCUGGACAUCGAGACUAUAGAAGCGCUGGGGAAAGCCAUCACUAAGUACACAGGCGGCGUUAUUCUGGUAUCUCACGACGAGAGACUAAUACGAAUGGUGUGCAAAGAGCUGUGGGUGUGCGGCGGCGGCUCCGUCGCGAGCAUCGAGGGCGGCUUCGACGAGUACCGCAAGAUCGUCGAGAGAGAGCUCGAGGCACAGAACAAGUAGACUAAUUACUAGCACAUGUCGCGGGACGAUCGUUAACUUAGCCAUUUUAAAUAGCGCCUAAAGGUGUCUGUCUAUUGAAGCGAAGCGAAGACGAGUUAGCAUGCGGUUUUAUAGCUUUGAUAGUAUUCGACAUCGUAACUAAUUGAAUACAAUCUCUAAACUGAAUUGACAGUCCUAAAGAACAAUGGCAAAGUUCAUACUACUUUUCCUCGAAAUCGAUUUGAAGCAUCUAUGUACAAAAAAAAAAAAAACACCAUAGAGGUUACAUUACUUGAACAUAAUCACCAAGAUUUUUUAUUUGAGGGAGCCACCAUAAAAAGAAAUUAAAAUUUUGUGGUUAUGCCAUCAUGAUAGUAGGUAGUAUACACAAACAUGCUGCAUUAUUGUCAAAUAAAUAAAAUAAACUUAAAAUACCUACCUACUAAACAUCAAUUCUUUGUCGAAUCUCGACCUUGAAAGUCAUGCAUUCAGUACCAUGGAUGAACUUGGUUGGUCCAUUUUACUUUAACAUUAUAGUGUUUUGAGACUCGAAUUCUAUCAACGUGGGUGAUGCGUAAAAAUUACUAUGAAAACAGAAAUACUAACCCUACAGCAGACAGAUCGAUGAAAUAAUAAAAUUAUCAGUUCAUCUCUCAAUAAUUUGAUUGGUCGAAGCAUGCACGUUUCUUUGCGCUUCGCUUCAAUGGGCAGGCAUCCUAAUAAACCAAGAGCCCAUAAAAAAAUUUGAGGUGUUGUAUUGUAUGAAAUACAUCUAAGGAAGUUGUCUGUUAGUAUUAAGUUCGCUGUGAUCUUUG